AACAAACAAACAAUGAUGAUACCUAUAACACAUGUAAUUUUUGAUCUUGAUGGUACAUUAAUCGAUUCGGAAAAACAUCUUUUUCAAUCAACCAAUGAUGUUUUGAAUGAAUUUGGUAAAACAUUUGAUUGGAAUAUACGUUCGAAAACUCUUGGUUUACAUUUGCAAAAAUCUGCACCAAUCAUCAUUGAACAUUUUAAUCUAUCAAUCGAACCAAUUGAUUAUAUUGAUAAAGUAUUAUUACGUUUUAAAUCCUAUGUACAAGGUGAUAAUGGUGGUUAUGGUAUACAAUUAUUACCCGGUGUUAAACGACUAGUCACGCAUUUAUCCCGACAUAAUAUACCGAUGGCUAUUUGUACUGGUUGUAAAGAAGAUACAUUUCGUUAUAAAACACAACCAUUUGGUGAUUUUUUUCGUUCGGGAAAUUUAUUUCAUCAUUUUGUAAUUGCUGGUUCUGAUCCUGAAAUUGGUGAACAAAAUAAACCAAAUCCAUUACCAUAUUUAAUUUGUAUUGAACGUUUUAACGAAAAUGGCCAUCGUAUUAAUCCAAAACAAGUUUUAGCAUUUGAAGAUUCACCAACUGGUUUACAAUCAGCAAUCGAUGCUGGUUGUCAAACAAUUUUUAUACCGGAUCCAAAAUUAGAUUUAAAUAGUUUACCAGUGCAACCAUCGAUCAUUUUAAAAUCAAUGGAACAUUUUCAACCAGAAAAAUUUGGUCUGCCACCAUUCAAUGAAUGAAUUUAUUCUAGUCACAUGACAAUCGUUAU
Messenger RNA from Dermatophagoides pteronyssinus (European house dust mite), 767 nucleotides. RefSeq names its product pseudouridine-5'-phosphatase-like. NCBI's taxonomy places the organism in Eukaryota, Metazoa, Arthropoda, Arachnida, Sarcoptiformes, Pyroglyphidae. The record is from RefSeq and is a predicted model, not a curated record. Gene Ontology annotation, molecular function: phosphatase activity.